GUCGCCGCCGAUGUGAUAGCGGCUUUAAAGUGAGUAAACACUGAUUAUAGCGAAUUUCGGCUUUUCAUCUGUCAUACUCUGUGUAGUUAUGAAUUUCAACAUUAUUCGCGACGAAUAUUAUUCUAAUUUACAAUAGUUACUAUAAUAUUAUUGUUUAUAAAAACGUUAGUCAUAUCUUAUCCAUAACAUGUACCAGCUCGUUACUAGUUGCGAUCUGCUUGUUCGUCAAUAAUUAUUAUAAGGCAGUAAUCGGUUAAACAACGUUUUUUUAUGUUUGUUCUUGAUUCGGCUGAAUAUGUGGAUUUCCUAUUUAAACGCAAGUUUUUCGUCUGAAUCGUCUUUGUUGGUGUAAUAGAAACUUUUUUAUCAAGCGCCGAUCAUUUGAAAUUUUAACAUAGACCAUGAGCCCAAGUAAUAGCAAAUUGUCACCAAAUCACAAAACAACAUCAUGCAUUAAAAAUAAAAAUGGAAAAAAGAAGGGAAAAAUGUCAUUUUUAAGAACAUCAAAGAAUGAUGUAACUGAUGAUUUUUACUUUAAAAGAAAAAAAUCCAUUAAACAUUCUCAAGUAGAUAUAAAUAAUGCAGUCCUGGCAGCACCAAAUGGUUGUAUUAUGACAAGAAAUAAACUAAAAAAACAACUAACAAACUAUAGUGAAUUAGUAGAAACAACUGCCAUAGAAGAUAAAUGUUUGAAAAUUGACAAUAUUAGAAGUAAAUCAAAAAAAGUUUUCACUAAGGAAAUUUCUUCUCCAUAUCCUGGAAAACAACUUGAUACCUAUUAUAAAAAAAGAAUACCUUCAUUAUUUGAAUCAGAUUCUGAUCCAGAAAUUGAUUAUUUUCAAAUAAAGGAUAGUAUAAAAAAUGAAGUGGAAGAAAUAUCCACUUGUAUUUCUUAUCCAGACGAUAGAUUUUAUCCUGCAUUCGACAAAAAUGUUAAUAUGAGAACUUAUUUUAACAAAAAAUUAUAUCCUAUUAACAAUAAGUCUGAUGUACAAUCAUUAAAUACAUUUGAAAAAAUUAAUGAAGAACCAUCAAGUUCAUAUUAUCGCGAUAAAACUGCCCAUGACUCUAAUCAGUGUAAAAGCAUUUCACAAAAUUACAGUAAAACCAGUAAAUCAUUGAAAGUUACAGGUCCUACAAAAAGUGUGCAAACAAAUUCUGAGGGUGAUGAAUAUAUUGUUGUUACUGAAUCAUUUAUAAGACAACUAAAAAACGAAUUGAAAAUUACAAAAACACAAUCACAAGGUAAGUAUAACAAUCCAGCUACAAUUUCAGAGGAAAUUAUAGAUCUAAGUAACAUACAGACUUUCAAAUGUGAUAAGAGUAGUUCAGAUCAAUCUAUAGAAAAUCAUCCUAAUUCUGAAAAAAAUAUCACUCACCAUCUUUCACAAGAUCAGAUUGAACCUGAUCAGUAUUUUCAUACAGUAAUUAAAGAUGAGAUAAAAAAUAAUCCUAAAUAUUAUAAUAGUAAAGGAAGAUAUAAUUGUUUACUCAAAAAUGACAAUUUAAGUUCUACUAAUGAUAGUUACUCAAAUAAAAACGAUCUUAACUACAAAUGCUAUUGUAAAAAUUUUAGAAGUUUUAACAAAGAUGUUGAUAAGAUAUUUACUUCUAAAAUCAAGCAUUUUGCAUUUAAUAAUAAUGCUAAAAAACUUCGUGAAAAAAUAUUGCGUGAAAAACAUUUAGAAGCUAAUAUUUUAAAUAUGCUUAUUACCAAAGUGCACAAAAAUAUCAUUCAAUCAAGCGAACAUAUACCAAUCUUUAAUUCAAUUUCAAUUAAUAAAAAAUAUAAAAAAUGCAUUGAUUUAAAAGAGAAUCAUCACAUUAAACAAGAAGAUACUAAAACAAAUGCUGUUGGCAAAAUUAAUACAAAUACAUCAUGUAUCCUUAAAGUAGCUGAUAGCUCAAAAGAUGAAAGAACAAUAGACUGUUUAUCUUCAGCUGCAAGCAUUAAAAAUUUUUCAACAGAUGUCAAAAUUUGUGAAAAGAACUUAAUAAAUCCAAAAAAGAAACAAUCUUCUGAAUUAAAGUUUAUCAAAGUGUCGAACCCUAUUUUACCAAAAAACAUUAAGAGUAAUCCUAUUACUGAAGAAAAUAAUUUUGUUUUCCUGCAAAAACCAAAUGCACAAAAAUCGAAUUCUCUACAGAAAUCUAGAAUUCCAGGAAUAAUUGAUAGUGAAAAAGAAACAAAUAUAACACUAUUAUUUGAACCACCUCAAUACAAAAACUUUUUUGAUACAAGUCCAAUGUUGCCACAUAUAUCUGAAAACAAUAACAAUGAACCUGUUAAUAAUUCAUGUGACGUAUCUGUUGAUAAUAUUACUUUCUCAUUAAAUAACAAAAGCUCUGAUGAUGAUGGCAAUAGAAGACUGAUUGAUCCAGUUAUUACUAUGUAAGUUUUGAUUACAAAAAAGAAACUUUAUUCUGAGGAAACUGUUGGUUUUGAUAUUUUUCAAAGAGAAUUAAUCAACCUACUUUCUUGUCAUUUCAAUUACACAUUUAGUACGGACAUGACAACUAAUUUAAUUCAACAUAUACUUAAACUUAAUUUUUUUUGUAUCAGUGGUCAUGUUUUUAAAAUGUUGUAAUCCUAAAGACUUAGUGAAAUUCAUGGUCAACCGUCUGUUUCCCAUAGUUAAUAAUUAUCUGAAUACUCAACGAAACAAAACGUAAUUCAUACAGUGUUUGAAUUUUAGACAUGACAAUCAAACCAUUUAAGAUAACUUGUAAUAUCACUGUAGCCGUUCCUGAAAAAAAUGCAAGGAUCCAAUAAAUGGUUUUAACAAAAAUGGAAAUGAACAUGAUUAUAACACUAUGUAUAAUAGUAACAAAAUAUUGUAGAAUACAUUUAUUGAAUAUCUGAAUGACAGCCUAACUCGUUCUCAUUACUUUGAAGAGUUAUUGAUGUUAAUAAUUUUGGUGUAAGGAUCUGUAGAACUUGAAUUGUCUGCAAUUUUAUCCAAAAAAAUCUUCAUGUUCAAAUCAAUUAUAGGUGAAAAUAUUGUAUGGGACAAAUUUUGUGUCAUAGACGACAUUAAUACAUUGAAGUGUUUAGUAAACAGCUGCUUGUUGAAUAAAGAUGUGAAUGAUACAAUUAUACAACUUCAAAAUCUUUAUUAGAAAUUGAAGAGUAACUUUAAGGUUUAUAAAAGUUUGAAGUUACUACUUAUAAUUUCUGUGAUAUUUUAAUUAUUGAACUUUUCUAGUAUAUAACACCAUUUAUAUAAUUUAUAUGAUACUAAUAAUUUUUAUAGUCACAAAAAUAUGAGUGGCCUCAAUUACAAUUAUAUUACAUUACUAUUCUUAAAUUAUAAGUAUGUUUAAGUCUAUGUUUGAAAUAUUUUUUUUCUAAUACUAUUAUUCAUGUUUAUAUUUCUCUAUGUACUUAUGUACUAUAUGUAUGAAUAAAAAAAAUUCACUUUAAUGAAAAACAAA
Messenger RNA from Metopolophium dirhodum (rose-grain aphid), 3435 nucleotides. RefSeq names its product homeobox protein 2-like. The transcript is spliced from 23 exons. The record is from RefSeq and is a predicted model, not a curated record. NCBI's taxonomy places the organism in Eukaryota, Metazoa, Arthropoda, Insecta, Hemiptera, Aphididae. The coding region runs from base 402 to 2396 and encodes 664 amino acids.